GAUUCUCGUUGUUACCGAAAUGUUUUGCUGAGCAGUCCUUAACAUUUUGCUCAUUAAAAUGAACAAUAUCAGUAAUGGAAAUGGCGUUCCAGCCACAGAUGAUGCACCAAGUGUUUCAAGUAAUACGGUCGAAUGGGUGGAAAUCGUCGAACCGCAAACAAAACAGCAUAUGUAUGCGAAUUUGGUUACGGGACAAUGUUCUUGGGAACCACCACCGGGUGCUUCAGUUAAACGCACACACGAGAACCAGUGGUGGGAGCUGUUUGAUUCGAAGACGGGUCGUUACUAUUAUUACAACGCAGCUUCCAUGAAAACUAUCUGGCAACGACCGAUGGGCGCGGAGGUGGACAUCAUUCCGCUUGCGAAGCUACAAACAUUGAAAGAGAAUACGGAAAGUGCUGAACACGCUAGGGUGAGGCGCACUUGUGAGACUCAAACAUCACCUGCUAUCCGUCGAGUGGGAGGUGGAUCUCGACGAGUCAUAGCCCAAAAUAUCGGUCCAGAGACUGGUAUAAUCAUGACAAGGACGGCUAGCCGAUCGUCUAACGGUACCAUGAAUGGCAUGCAGCAGUCCUUUGAUUGGAUGUCAUUAGACGAUCAGAGCGACACACUUUCAAUAGGUGAACGAUGCGACUAUCGCGACUAUAAUAAUAGGGAUUUUGGUAGAUCUCCACGACAGUUUCCUCCUUUUCCCACUAUGGGUACUACAUCAACGAUGUCUACUGCUCCUUCGGCGGACUCUAUUCCGCCACGAUCGUCUCGAUCUUCAAGUCCACCGACUCAAAAACGGCAGCUCUUCUCAACGAAUACGGGUCCGAAAAAAUCCACCAAUACAGGAGGAUGGGCUAAAGAAGCCCCUAAACAGCCACUAUCUGCUCCGGAUAACAAGCAGCUGAAGAAAGACUCACCAACGAUCUUCAAGCUCAUUCAAGGAUAUAUGGGAGAUCGGAAGAGUAAAACGCCGAUUGACCAGCUAGCGCUAAGCCUUUGUGAGCUUGGUCUGUCGAAGCAGGAAUGUGCGGAUGAGGCGAUAGCUCAGCUUAUGCAACAGCUCACCGAUAAUGAACGACCUGAUAGUGUCAGACGUGGUUGGGAGCUUUUGGCAAUAUUUUUGAGCUUUGUAGUGCCGUCAGAGAAACAAGCAGCUUUGUUAUCGGAGUUUAUUGACAGGAACUCUGAGAAGCUUUUUGAUAGGCCUGAAGUCGCUGUGUCCCAUUUCGCUCAGCAAUGCGCGAAGCGCAUGUCAAAAUCGCAACCUCGGAUGAAGCCAACGCUUGCAGGUGUACAAGAAGCUAGGGUCCACAUAUUCAAUCCACCACAAUUUUCUGCUUCGCUCUUUGAGUUGAUGGAGAUGCAGGCUGAACGAUUUCCUGAGCGACGAUUACCUUGGAUUGAAACUACUCUCAUUGAGCUUCUUUAUGGAUCAGGGGCAACGAGGACCGAGGGACUGUUCAGAGUACCUGCUGAUCCGGAUCAACUAAUGACAGCUAAAGCCCGAUUGGAUAUGUUUGUUCCACCUGUAGUACAUGACCCACACGUACCAGCCGGAUUAUUGAAAUUGUGGCUGCGCCAACUUCCCGAACCUCUCAUUCCGCAUGCAUUUUAUCAGCGUGCCCUCGCUGCAUCAGAGAAUCCCGUUGAAGUUACACGACUGGUGCAGGUGUUACCCACUACAAAUCAAUUAGUACUGGGAAAACUUAUCUCCUUUCUGCAGGAUCUUUCACGUGAAGAAGUCGUUGCUCACACCAAAAUGGAUGUCUCUAAUCUUGCUAUGGUGAUGGCCCCCAAUGUGCUCAGGUGUGAAAGCGAAGAUCCACGUGUGAUUUUUGAGAACACUCGACGUGAAAUGACCUUCCUAAAAACCUUGAUAACUAGUUACGAUACCUCCUUCAUGCAGGGGAUCAUCUAGUCUUUGCUUGCUUCUCGUCCAGCUUUUUUUUCCUAGUGAAUGCUUUCCUGAAAAAUUGUCAAUUUUCUUACCUCCUUCGUGUAAUUCGGCUCACCGAGGUUUUUUUUGCCAUUCCCUCCAUUUGUAGAGCUUUGAGAGCUUAAAUCUGUAAUGCUUUCCUAUUUUUGGCAUUCAUUGUCAUCCUGAAUCGAGUCACAUUCAUCUCCUAACGUUUGCCAUUGUUAUCGGUUCAUCGACAUCCCAUUUAGUGUCGUCGUGUAUGUGAACUCUAACGUGUAGCCCAUAUUAGGAUGUAUAGGUCAGUGUACCAAUUUUGCUCCAUUGUUUUGUAGGGUCAGUAUUAGUGCAUAUUUUUUGUUUGAUAUUAUGGCCUAGUCGUGUAUUUCUUGUUGAGCAUGGCAGAUUAUCCCAAAGAUUUGUAUUCUUUUUUUUUCUCCUUAGGAGUCUAAUUUUUGGUUAUCAUAAAUUUUCUCACUUUUUCUUAUUCCCAGAAGUGCUACCGCUAUUGCCCUGAGAAGAAUAUCUAACCAAAAACCCUG
Messenger RNA from Cylicocyclus nassatus, 2448 nucleotides. Lineage: Eukaryota; Metazoa; Nematoda; Chromadorea; Rhabditida; Strongylidae. The record is from the annotation of a GenBank genome assembly.